This is a messenger RNA of Adineta steineri, 1263 nucleotides long. The record is from the annotation of a GenBank genome assembly. NCBI's taxonomy places the organism in Eukaryota, Metazoa, Rotifera, Eurotatoria, Adinetida, Adinetidae.
AUGUAUCUAAAGGGUGGUCUUUGGUUACCGAAUGAUUUUAUGGCUGAUCCCUGGGCACGCGAACUUGGAUUUCAAACUUCACCAAGUGUACGAAUUCCUACUCAAGCAUGUGAUUGGACAUUAAGUAAUACUAUCAUCAAACGAUUUCCUCUUCUACCUGAAAGUGAAUGUGAACCAUUAAUUAGUGAUGCUGAUAGUUUUACACCGGAUGGUCGAUUAAUAAUGAAUCAAUCAGCUGAAAUUGAUAACUAUUUCGUUGCGUCCGGUUCUAAUAGACAUGGUACAGCGCUUGUCGGUGGUGUUGGAACAUAUAUAGCUGAAUUAAUACAUAAUGGAAAGACAAAUUUAAGUAUAUGGCCUGUUGAUAUACGAUGUUCUAUACGUUUACAUACAAUUAAACGAUUUCUUCAAGAUUGUUUACGAGAAAUAUCAGUUAAAAAAGAAUAUAAUGCAUGUCGAAAAGGUGUAGAUGUUAUUGAUAUGACAUCAUUUACAAAAUAUGAAUUAAAAUCAGCAAAUCGAAGUGUUGUGGAUUUUCUUCAAGUGCUUUGUGCACAUAAUAUUAGUAAGCCAAUUAGUACUGUUGCGCAUAUAGAAAUAUUACAUGAACAAGAUGGUUAUGAAAAUGAUUGUUCUAUUAUAUAUCUAGGAGAAUAUCAUUUUCUUUUGGUGACUCCAACUUCGCAAUCAACUCGCACUGUGAAAUGGCUUAAAACACAUGUACCAGAAGAAAAUUCUAUUUUUCUGCCUAAUGUAACUUCACCUUAUACAGCAUUGAAUGUAAUUGGAUCAAAAGCCAAAUAUUUACUAUCUGAAUUAAGUGAUAAAAAUUUUAAUGAUUUUGCAAGAAUGACUUGUCAAUUUGUUUUAUGUGUAUACGAUAUGUUAAUGAAACAAGGUAAAGUUUAUGGAAUAAUCAAUGCUGGAUACUUUACUCAACGAACUUUUCGAAUUGAACGUAUUUACCUAUCUUGGAGACAUGAUAUCGAUAAGAAAACAACACCAUUUCAUUUAAAUCGACAAUAUCAUAUAUUUGUUCAAUUUCUUCUUGAAAAUUAUAAUCUUGGUUCAGAUCCAUGGCCUUGGAGUGGUGAACCUAUUUAUCGUAAUGGUGAAUUUUGUGGAUUUGUUACUUCUGCAGCAUUUGACUUUACACUUGGAAAACAAGUCUGUUUAGGAUUUGUUCGUGCACCUUCUUCAGAAAAAAUCACCAUCAAUUAUAUUCGUGUAGCUACAUAUGAAAUUGAUAUAACAACUCAAUGA